Saccharomyces paradoxus is the source of this 1617-nucleotide messenger RNA. RefSeq names its product nucleoporin GLE1 (gene GLE1). The record is from RefSeq and is a predicted model, not a curated record. Lineage: Eukaryota; Fungi; Ascomycota; Saccharomycetes; Saccharomycetales; Saccharomycetaceae. Gene Ontology annotation, cellular component: nuclear pore cytoplasmic filaments; cytoplasm; nuclear pore. Gene Ontology annotation, biological process: poly(A)+ mRNA export from nucleus; regulation of translational initiation; regulation of translational termination. The transcript has a single exon. The coding region runs from base 1 to 1617 and encodes 538 amino acids. Gene Ontology annotation, molecular function: translation initiation factor binding; phospholipid binding; inositol hexakisphosphate binding.
AUGAGAUUUGUGUUUGAUGAGGUUUUCAAUUCAGAUAUUGAUUCUGCAGAAUUCGAGGAAACAUGUUCUACAACAUCUUCUGCGUCAUCGCAAUGCCCUACACCUGAGUCGAGCCCAGUAAUGAAGUUGCCUUUAUUCACGAGCGCUGGAGCCAAGAAAUUGGUAAAAGAGUCAGUGGUGAUGUUAGAUCCUGCUCUAGAAAAUGCCUUGCGCGAUUUGAAUCUUCAAUCCAAACUAAUUCCCAUAAAUGAGCCCAUUGUAGCCGCGUCAUCAAUAAUGGUACCGCAUUCAACCAAUAUACCAGUACGGAAACCACCUCAUUCGUCGCCAGCAGGUAGUAGUAAGAGCUUAAAUGCGAGGGCACCCUUGCUCGAGGCGAUAGAAGACUCUUUCCAAAGGAAGAUGAAAAAUUUAGUGCUUGCAAAUCAGAAAGAAGUUCAAUCUAUCAGAGAAAAUAAACGUCGUGUUGAAGAGCAACGUAAACGAAAAGAGGAGGAAGAGCGCAGGCGUAAAGAAGCUGAAGAAAAAGCCAAACGGGAGCAAGAAUUAUUGCGCCAAAGGAAGGAUGAAGAAGAACGCAAACGCAAAGAAGCUGAAGCAAAGCUAGCACAGCAGAAACAAGAGGAACAAAGGAAAAAAAUAGAGGAACAGAACGAAAAAGAAAAACAAUUGAAAAAAGACCAAGAAGCCAAAUUGUUGCAGCAGAAGGAUAAAUUGGGUAAAGCAGUUACAAACUUUGAUAAAAUCUCCAAAACAUUUUGGCAUUAUAAGGAUAAAAUUGCUCAAAUAAAGCAAGAUAUAGUUCUACCUAUAAAGAAAGCUGAUGUGAAUGUAAGGAAUUUGCUUUCACGUCAUAAAAGGAAAAUUAACCCAAAGUUCGGGCAAUUAACUAAUAGCAACCAGCAACUCUUCAAAAUCCAGAACGAAUUAACACAAUUGAUAAAUGACACGAAAGGCGACUCUUUAGCGUACCAGUGGAUUUUAAACUUUAUCGCGAAAGCCGUAGUACACCAAGCAGAAACGGAAGUCAGAGUAAAACCGGAGUCUGCACUUCCCCUGGGGAAAUUAACUUUGUAUUUACUAGUUCAAUUCCCAGAGUUACAGGAGUUGUUUAUGGCAAGACUUGUUAAGAAAUGUCCCUUUGUAAUAGGAUUUACGUGUGAGAUUGAUACAGAAAAAGGCCGUCAAAACAUGGGAUGGAAAAGAAACAACGAGAAUAAGUGGGAAGAUAACACAUCUUAUGAUGAGAGGAUGGGUGGGAUCUUAUCAUUAUUCGCCAUAAUAACAAGACUACCGUUGCCCCAAGAAUUCAUCACCGCCACGAGUCACCCUUUCCCUAUCGCAUUAUCGUGGCAUAUCUUGGCUAGAAUAUGUAAUACGCCACUAGACUUAAUAACAAAUACCCAUUUCGUAAUACUCGGUUCAUGGUGGGAUGCCGCGGCUGUACAAUUUCUUCAGGCCUAUGGGAAUCAAGCCUCUAAGCUGCUAAUCUUGAUUGGUGAGGAACUGACGUCCAGAAUGGCUGAAAAGAAAUAUGUAGGUGCCGCAAGAUUAAGAAUCUUAUUAGAAGCUUGGCAAAAUAAUAGUAUGGAGUCCUUUCCGGAAAUGUCCCCUUAG